This is a messenger RNA of Ictidomys tridecemlineatus (thirteen-lined ground squirrel), 936 nucleotides long. The record is from RefSeq and is a predicted model, not a curated record. NCBI's taxonomy places the organism in Eukaryota, Metazoa, Chordata, Mammalia, Rodentia, Sciuridae.
AUGCUGGUGGUCCUGCUCACAGUGGCCUUGAUGGCCCUGAGCCCAGCUCAGAGGUCAACUGAAGGUAUUGAUGUACGAAGUGAGAAAAGGCACCAGCGACCUCAGGGAACACCUAAUGGAGCAUUCAGACCUCCACCCCCUGCUGGUAAUAGAAACCACAAGGAGAGUCCUGAACCACCCCAACAAGGCCAGCAGCAACAGCAGCACAAUGACACCCAGGGUCCUGGAAACCAGCAAGAGCCACCCCAACAAGAAGGCCAGCAGCAGCAACAGCAGUUAAAUGGCACCCAGGGUCCUGGAAACCAGCAGGAGCCAUCCCAAAAAGAAGGCCAGCAGCAACAGCAGCAAAAUGACACCCAGGGUCCUGGGAACCAGCAAGAGCCACCCCAACAAGAAGGCCAGCAGCAGCAGCAGCACAAUGACACCCAGGGUUCUGGAAACCAGCAGGAGCCACUCCAACAAGGCCAGCAACAGCAGCAGUCCAAUGAUACUGGAAACCAACAGGAACCUACCCAACAAGAGGGCCAGCAGCAGCAGCAGCAGCCAAAUACCACCCAAGGUCCUGGAAAACAGACGGGACCACCUCAACAAGGAGGCCAGCAGCAGCUAAAUGUCUCCCCUCAUCCUGUAAACCAGCAGGGGUCUCAUCUAGAAGGCAAGCAGCAGCUAUCACAGCAGUCAAAGGGUUCUACUGGUCUUGGAAACCAGCAGGGACCAUCUCACCAAGGAGGCCAGGAGCAGCUAAAUGUCCCCCCUCGUUCUGGAAACCUGAAGGAGUCUAAAGUAAAAGGCAAGAAGAAUCAGGAGGAGGAGGACCCAUACGGCACUGUUAGUCCUGGAAACCAACAGGAAAUGCCCAAGAAGAAGAUGAUGUCCUUCAGACAGCUAUGCCAUCAAAACAAGGUGGUCGUAACUGUUUCUUCCAUAUCCCAAUAA